Molecule: messenger RNA, 867 nt
Organism: Colletotrichum graminicola M1.001
Lineage: Eukaryota; Fungi; Ascomycota; Sordariomycetes; Glomerellales; Glomerellaceae
Product: short chain dehydrogenase
Exons: 1
Coding region: 1-867 (288 amino acids)
Molecular function (GO): oxidoreductase activity, acting on the CH-OH group of donors, NAD or NADP as acceptor
Source: RefSeq, a predicted model, not a curated record
AUGCUGAACAAUCAGACAAGGACGUCCAGGAACGUCGUCAUCUCGGGCGGCGCGCGGGGCAUCGGCCGCGCGCUGACGCGCUACUUUCUCAAAGCCGGACACAAGGUCUACGUCUUCGACAUUGACGAGGACGAGCUCGAGUACACGGUCAAAGUCCACCUCAAGACGCACCACGACGCGGGCAAGCUCGCGUAUGCGACCUGCAAUCUCCGGGACGUGGACGACGUCCGCGCCAAGGUCAAGGCGGCGGCGGCGGGAGACCUGCUCGGCGGCACGAUCGACGUCCUCAUCAACAACGGCGGCAUCGCGAGCCCGUACUGGCGGGACGGAAAGACGAUGCAGGACCCGGACACCCUUGGGGAGUGGCGGGCGUACGUCGACACCAACCUCACCGGCCCCUUCGCCAUGAGCCAGGCCUGCGUUCCGUACAUGAAGGCGCGGCGGGCGGACGCGGCGGACGGCGCGCAUAAUGCCGAAGAGGGGUCGGGCGUCGCCGGGCCGUGCAUCCUGCUCAUCGGGUCCUUCCGCGCGCACCAGUCGGACCCAAACCAGGAGGGUUACGCGGCCAGCAAGGCGGGGCAGCUGGGCCUCAUGCACAGCAUGGCCAUCUCGCUUGGCGCGCUCGGCAUCCGCGUGAACCUGAUCGCACCGGGGCGGAUCAAGGUUGGGCACGAGAGCAGGGAGGGCAACGAGGCGGGGCGGGGCUGGCGGGAGCAGAUGCUGGAAAAGGACGUCGACGACCACCCGACGAACCGGGCCGGGAGGCCGAAGGACAUCGCCGACGCGGCGCUGUACCUGAUGGACGCCGGCUUCGUGACGGGGCAGGACCUCGUCGUCGACGGUGGGGCUCUGAGGAAGAAGAACUGA